This is a messenger RNA of Belonocnema kinseyi, 1827 nucleotides long. RefSeq names its product poly(A) RNA polymerase, mitochondrial-like (gene MTPAP). Gene Ontology annotation, molecular function: poly(A) RNA polymerase activity. Gene Ontology annotation, biological process: mitochondrial mRNA polyadenylation. The record is from RefSeq and is a predicted model, not a curated record. The coding region runs from base 7 to 1707 and encodes 566 amino acids. Lineage: Eukaryota; Metazoa; Arthropoda; Insecta; Hymenoptera; Cynipidae. The transcript has 7 exons.
UGAAAUAUGGCUCUCUUCGCUCGUGCGACGAGCAUUUUUAUAGUUUCAUAUAAAAAUUAUUCAAAGUUGAUUUUGCCAACCGUUAAAUCGAAAACAUGGAAAAAUUUUCCUUCAAAAUCCACCUUUUUUGGCCACUCAAUUCUAAAUGUGCGCUUCUCACAUUCAGAUCAAACGAAAAAGGGUGAACCUGAGACAUUCGUCACGUUUGACAAUUUUCUAAAAGAGAGGAGGGACGAAGCAAAAAGAAGUAUUUUAGUCCAAGUCAACACAGAAAAUUCGCUUAAAGACUUGCAUUUUUAUUGCUCUACUUUCGGAGAAAUAAAGUCUAUGUUUUAUUAUGUGCUUUCUGAUAAUAAGUCGCACCACGUCUUAGUGGAAUUUGAGAAAGUGGAAUCUGUGGAUGCGAUUUUGAAAUCUGCGACGCACAUCAAGUUGGACCAAGUGAUUCCCGUGCAUUCCUCAAUGCUGUAUUUUCGAAAACUCAAGGCGAAACAUUUACAUGCGCCAAAGUUAAAAUUCCCAGUUAAAUACGCCAAACUCCCUGUCAAAGACAAACACUUUUUGGAGGUCUUGCAAAAUUCGAAAACGGCCGCGCAGCAAGUGCAAAAAUGUUACUCGAUUUUAAAACUCGACGAUCUUGGUCUGAGGCUACGAUUUCAGACAGCGCACCAAUUGGAACGUUGCUUUUCCGGAAUUUUUCCUGACAUGGAAGCCUUGCCAUUUGGCUCUUCAGUCAAUGGUUUUGGAAAAAUGGGCUGCGACUUAGACUUGUAUAUUAAUUUUCAAAGUAACCGAUCGGAGAAUGAAGAGAGCAGAUUAGUCUUUCAAACAAAACGCUUACAUGAUAACGAGAGACAUCAAUGCUCAGAUUUCGUUCGGAUUAUAGGGGACUUGAUAGAAAUUUUCGCCCCAGGAAUUUUCAAUGUGACGAAAAUUUUAAAGGCCCGAGUACCAAUUGUCAAAUUUGACCACAGAAUCACGGGGGUUGAGUGUGAUCUCAGUUUAUCAAACAUGUCUGCUAUAUAUAUGUCGGAACUUUUAUACAUUUACGGGGAAAUCGACUGGAGAGUAAGACCCGUGAUUUUUACAAUUAGAAAAUGGGCACAAUCGCAAGGAAUUACUUCUGGAAAUCCGGGCGGUUACAUCACGAAUUUUUCGCUUACACUCCUCAUUAUUUUUUAUCUACAGCAGAAAAAAGUUUUGCCGACUUUGCUCGAAUUGAGAAGUAAAGCCUUACUCAACGACCUGCGAAUAACAGACACAAACGUGGACUGCACAUUUUUGCGCGACAUAUCAAUGUUGCGAAACAUCGAACCCCACGGCGAAGAUCCUUAUGCUCUUCUCCGCGGCUUUUUCGACUAUUACGCCGGCUUCGACUUCAAAGUUGACGCCGUCUGUCUGCGCCAGGGCGCCGUCUUGAGAAAAAAAGACAGCUCGCCAAUCUAUAUUUGCAAUCCUCUCGAGCCCAGUUUGAACGUCAGUCGGAACGUGACAUAUCGCGAGAUGGAGAAUUUCCGCACCGGAUGCCGCGACGCCGCCUGGCGGCUCGAGAACGCCGAGAAGCGACACUUCGACAAUUCCUGGGGAAUUAUUUCCCUGUUUGUUCACAAGGUGAGGAAUACAAAUCCGGGUCUAAAUGUUGCAGACGUGAUGCGAGAGAGGGAGCCGGAGAGCGAAGAAUCCGAUUUUAUUCUUGCGUCCAAAUGACGACAGGGACAAUUUGUUAAUAUAUAUAUAAGUUGAAUAUUUUUUUUUUAUUCGACCCUGUAGAAAAUGUACAUAUUUGAAUAUUUGAUAAAAAUUUGAUCUACCUUACAGACUGAUGAU